CCGCCUCCUACUCGGUCACCACGUGCUCGCUUCCCGGCCUUCAGUGUUCGAAGCCGCUUCAUCCUGAACGGAUCGGCUCUUCGGUCCCUCGCUGGAAUUUUCGUUUGUAGGAAAAAGAAAAAGAGAAGAAAACUCAUUUACGUUUGGAAACUUUGAGCUUCUAAACAUACCUGGAUAUCAAAGCAAGAAAAAAUCGCGAACCUAUAACAUCGCCAUAGAGUAUACCACUAGAACAAAAUGGCGACCGCUGGAUAUAAUGAGAUCCCUGGUGUGUACAGUGAACAACCACGUACAAUGGCAAGCAUCCGGCGCACUAUAAGGAGCUACCGGUAUUGUCUAGGAGCUACAGCCCUAACUGCAGUCGUGGUCACUCUGGCGAGCGUGAUCUCCGUCCUGAUAGGCCAGAGCAUCAGGGCGUCGGAAGGAGAAGGCACGGACGUCGCGAAAGCUAAUCAGAGCCUCGUUAUCCUUAUGGCUUUGCCUUGGCCGCGCAGAGACAGUCCCUGGUACGUCCGCCGUUGGGAGCGCAGCCAGACGAGGACCCCCGAUGACCCCAACAAGAGGAAAUUCGACCCCAAUGACCCCACUGACCCGGAUGACCCCGACGCCCCGGAAUGGACUGCUCCGGACAUGUCGACCUUCGGGAAUGAGGACACCUGGAAUUGGAAUCGAAGGCCGUCGGAAUUGCCGCCCUGGACGCCGGUGGAUGUGAGCGACUCCUUAGCAACGGGUUCCUCACGUCAAGCCGAGGCCGCCAAAAUAGAGGAGGAGUUGGCCAAACGCAACCUCACCCUGGCCCACGGCUCUGCCUCCUACAAGCACCAGCAAGCCUUCAGGAAAACGCAUCCCCUGGCGACGAAAAUGGCGAAGCAGGGCUACCUUAUGGACGAAGCCACAGCUGCUUUUAAGUCGAGGCUCAACAUGACCCGAGAAACAACAACAUUCGACUCGCAGUGGGUUGGCGACCUGUCCGGGUCUCCUUACUGCGACCAGACCCUGCUACGCCCCAGCCCUCCCCCCUGCGACGCGGCCUACCCGUACAGGUCAGCCGACGGGACCUGCAACAACCUGAAGAAUCCUACGUGGGGAGCGGCUUUCACGCAGUUCCGACGCGCAAUGCCGCCGGAUUACGGGGACGGCGUCUCAUCUCUCCGCCUCGCUCGCGACGGCACUGACCUCCCCAGCGCGCGCCUCAUCACCAACAUCGUCCACAGUAAUAAGCUGGUCGAGUCUCGCUCCUACACCGUCCUCACCAUGAGUUGGGGGCAGUUCGUCGAUCACGACAUCACGGCCACUGCGCUGUCCAAAGGCUCCAACAACAGCGCCAUUCCCUGCUGCUCCGUCGAAGUCCUCGAGGAACCUUCCCUCCUCCACCCGCAGUGCGCGUCGAUCCCCGUGCCGGCCGACGACCACUUCUAUGCCGCCCACAACCUCACCUGUAUGGAAUUCACGCGCUCCGCCCCCUCGUCCAGGUGUAAUUUUGGCCCAAGGGAACAGAUCAACCAACAGACAGCUUUCCUGGACGGUUCUGUGAUUUACGGAACGUCAGACGAACAGCUCACUUCGCUCAGGAUACACAAGGACGGUCUAUUGGAUUCGCAGGUGACUCUAGAUGGGCGUGAACUCCUCCCGGCAUCCAAAGACCCCGACGACGGGUGUAAUGUUGAGGAUCAGAUCAAAUACGAUCGCUAUUGUUUCAAGUCCGGCGACGCACGCGCAAACGAGCAGAUCCUCCUGACGACUCUGCACACGGUCUGGGCUCGACAACACAACCUGAUCGCGCUCUCCCUCAAGGACUUAAAUCCGGAUUGGGAUGACGAGAGGCUGUUCCAGGAAUCCAGGCGGGUCGUGGUGGCGCAGAUUCAGCAUAUCACGUAUCAUGAGUAUGUUCCGAGUAUAUUAGGACCCAGAUUUAUGAAGAAGUUAGAGCUCAGUCCUCAGAAGGAAGGGAACCACACAAGUGUCUACGAUAGCAAGAUACACCCGGCCAUUGCUAACGAAUUCGCUGCCGCUGCUUUUCGCUUCGGACACAGCCAGAUACAGGGUCUCAUACAGAAGGUCGACGGCCCAAACAAGAACGUGGAGGUCAUACAACUGAAGAGCUUCUACUUCAACCCUUUCUCGCUCUAUGACCAAGGCACGAUGGCGCAGCUGGUCAGGGGAGAGGCGUCUCAGAGCGCUGCGGCUGUGGAUACCUAUUUCACUUCUCAAGUAUCCGGCAAGCUGUUCCAAGGAAGCAAUCCUUACGGCUUAGAUCUGGUGUCUGUGAAUAUACAACGAGGUCGUGAUCACGGCGUGGCAAGCUACACGAAGUGGAGAAUGUACUGUGGUCUCCCUGCUGUGGGGAACUUCAGCGAUCUGGCGCAAGACAUGGAUGCAGGGGCCCUAGAUAGUAUCAAGAAAGUGUACAAGCAUGUUGACGACAUCGAUUUCUACACGGGAGGCUUGGCAGAGCGGCCGAUCCAGGACGGGCUUGUGGGGCCGACCUUCGCCUGCGUGAUUGCUGAUCAGUUCCUCAGGCUGAAGAAAGGAGACCGCUUCUGGUACGAGAGCAACGAGAAACCGGUGGCUUUUAGUGGAGCACAACUUAGCGAACUCCACAAGACCAGCCUGGCGCGCAUCCUGUGUGACACCGUACCUGAAUUAGGCUCCAUUCAACGCUGGCCACUCAGGAACUACGCCACAGGGAACCCACGCCUGCCAUGUUCUUCGCAGUCGAUCCCCAGGGUGGACCUCGGGGCAUGGGAAGAGGGCGACCUGUACAAGAUCGAGUUGUUCAAGAUGGACUACACGCCAAGAGGAUCGGCUGGACAGAGAUAGGAGCUGGAUUCUGUUCAUUUGUUUCGUUUUUUUAGGAGAAUGGCAUUUGAUUCUAUACAUUUAUUUUACUUUUAUGUUUGUUUUUAUAGAGAAUAGGGAUUCGAUUCUGUUAAUUUAGUUUACUUUUUAUUAUUUUUUUUUUUUUUAGAAGAAUUCGAUUCUAUUCAUUUAUUUCACUUUUUGUUAGUAUCUUACUAUUUUUAUUUUUACUUUAAGAUUGUGUGUAAAUACGUCUUCUUCCUAGUUGCUGUGAAUCUCAAUCUGCUGAAUGCAUUAUAGUGGUGUGGAUGUUCGAGAUCAUUUUUUAAAAAAUCAUUAUUGUUGUAAUUUCGUUUUUUGAUUGUUCAUUCUGUUCAUCAGCUGUUCUGUAGAAGCAAAGGGAACAUUCAUUUCCUUUGACUUUUCAUGUACGUUUAUAGAUAGUCUUUGAAUGAUCCUUAAUGUUGCUUAGUUUUUUGUACUUCAAAAAAGAAAAGAAAAAUGUAAAAAAAGUGAUCUUAUGCAACCUUAACAGUCUCAUACCAAAGAUAUGAUUUCUUUUUAAAUACAUGGUUACUUUUUUUCUCUCUCCUUAUAUAUUGUUAAAAUAAGAUCAAGUUACUUCCUAGUGAUAUAACUUUAUAUGAAGAAAGACAUUUUGGUAAGAGUAUGUGUAUGUCUGUACGUAUAUAUGUAUGUUUAUACGUAUGUAUAUGCAUAUGUGAUAUGUGUGUGUGUGUGGGCAUAUGCGUAUAUGUAUG
Messenger RNA from Penaeus chinensis, 3560 nucleotides. Its product is annotated as peroxidase-like. NCBI's taxonomy places the organism in Eukaryota, Metazoa, Arthropoda, Malacostraca, Decapoda, Penaeidae. Gene Ontology annotation, biological process: response to oxidative stress. The record is from RefSeq and is a predicted model, not a curated record. The coding region runs from base 238 to 2820 and encodes 860 amino acids. Gene Ontology annotation, molecular function: heme binding; peroxidase activity. The transcript is spliced from 15 exons.